CGCCGGUGUAAACAAAGGCCGGAAGACGCCGCUGGCGUGCGGCCUGUGCUGCGUGUUAUGCCAACGACGGAGCAUCCGACGACGCUCGACGUUCAGCGCACGCCUUCCUUCGAGAAUCUCAGGUAGAAGACUGUUCUAUGGCCUGUCCUUGGAGAGCCGUAGUCGGGACUUGAGGCGAUUCCUUCGAGGGAAAACUGCCAGCCUGAACGAGCCAUGACGAGCAGCGCGAGCGACGCACCUGUGACCAAGUCCGAGUCACUUGCCGUGAGCGACGAAGCGCUGCCGGCUCACGCGUCGCCCAGCAGCGCUCAGGCCUCGUCCGCCGAAGGGGUAGGCAGCGGCGGUUCCUUAGUCCCCGAUGAGCACCCGCAGCAGCAACAGCAGCAGCAGCAGCAGCAGCAGCAGCAGCAGCCGGCGGCGGCAGUCAGCGGCGGUCAUGAAGGCGAGGUGGAGCCCAGCGAUGCGUCCGUCACCAAGGAGGAGAUGGAGCGGUACAUCAAGAUUUCACGUGACCUGAAGCUCCGUCGUGGCUCGCUCAUGCCUCCAGGCGGUACGUCGGGCAAAGCCAUGAACGCCACGACGACGGCGCCCAUACCCCUGUGUGCUGGCCUCAAGAAGAAGGCCAGCCUAACCAUGGAAGCGCGCGUCGAGCUCUAUGGCAAGGGACGUGUCAAACUCUCGUUCGACGGCGUUUCAGAAGAGGGCCAAGCGGCGGGCGGAAUGGGCAACAUGCAGCAGCAGGCGCCAGCAUCACUCCACCAGGACGAGUCGGCCACCAGCCUGGUGCGCCGCGGCGCCCCUUCGACGGCGAUCACACCCCGCAGGCUGAGCCUCGAGGACCGCGCACCUCCGCCCCCGCCGACGCCGGCGCCUUCGCUGGCGUCGCUGCAGAAGCGGACCAAGUCGAUGGACUUCGGCACCAUCCCGCUCAAGGACGACGACCAUCCAGAUCCGUCGGAGCCGGCCUGACACGGCGCGGGUCGUUGUAUCGCGAGCCAUCCGAACGAUGCUCGGAGCCGAGCGUUUUCACCAGUUCCAUCGUUAUCGCUUGCCGCAAGAGGGUUUUUGCACCCAGCGUAUGAUCGAGGUUUCUUUAAAUUCAGCCUAGGAUACCAACAGUCACUAGCAAGGCCUGAGCCCCCUGCUGUUUGUUUUAGCAGCAAUUUUAAGUGUACGAACUGGUUGCGUAAAAUGCGUUUUUAGUAAAGGUCUGUCGCUUGUAUGACUAUGCUUCUAGUU
Dermacentor silvarum is the source of this 1239-nucleotide messenger RNA. RefSeq names its product androgen receptor-like. The record is from RefSeq and is a predicted model, not a curated record. Bases 214 to 969 code for a protein of 251 amino acids. The transcript has 2 exons. Lineage: Eukaryota; Metazoa; Arthropoda; Arachnida; Ixodida; Ixodidae.